Molecule: messenger RNA, 1556 nt
Organism: Amaranthus tricolor (Joseph's coat)
Lineage: Eukaryota; Viridiplantae; Streptophyta; Magnoliopsida; Caryophyllales; Amaranthaceae
Product: thioredoxin-like protein YLS8
Exons: 2
Coding region: 246-674 (142 amino acids)
Biological process (GO): mRNA splicing, via spliceosome
Cellular component (GO): spliceosomal complex; U4/U6 x U5 tri-snRNP complex; U5 snRNP
Source: RefSeq, a predicted model, not a curated record
GGAAUGAACAGAGAACACUUAACUUUUUUAAAUUGAGAUUAUUCCAGAAGCUUUUAUUAUACUCCUACGAGCCGAGGAAAAGAAUAUAAAAAUUCCAGAUGCUUCUGGUAAAGUAAAGAUCCAACAAGAGAAACAUUCUUAUAUUCAUCUACAAGCAUUAAAAUUAAAAAGAAAACAAGAAGUUAACUUUAGAAUCCAGACUCUUCGAGUAAUUUCUAACUCAUUCAGAGAAAUUAAACUCGAUAAUGUCGUAUCUGCUGCCGCACUUGCGCUCUGGAUGGGCUGUCGAUCAAGCCAUCCUCGCAGAAGAAGAGCGUGUUGUCAUUAUUCGUUUCGGCCAUGAUUGGGAUGACACUUGUAUGCAGAUGGAUGAAGUGCUAGCUUCAGUGGCAGAGAAGAUAAAGAACUAUGCGGUGAUUUACGUAGUGGACAUCACCGAGGUUCCUGACUUUAACACAAUGUACGAGUUAUAUGAUCCUUGCACCGUCAUGUUCUUUUUUAGGAAUAAGCACAUAAUGAUAGACCUUGGCACUGGUAACAACAAUAAGAUCAACUGGGCCCUUAAGAACAAGCAGGAGUUUAUUGACAUUGUCGAGACAGUCUAUCGAGGGGCAAGGAAGGGUAGAGGACUAGUGAUCUCACCGAAAGACUAUUCAACCAAGUACCGCUAUUAAAUGUUUGGUUACCUAAAUAUUGCACCCGGAGUUGUAUAUAUCAUUGAUCUGAUUCCGAAUGCUGUAUUCACUGUUGAGUGAAACUCUGCUUUGUUCUUUUACUUUAUGAUUGUGAAAAUUAUUAGUAAUAAGCCAUUGCGUUGUAGAAAUUUGAAAGACUCUUGUGAGUUGUGAGGGAUCGUCUCUUGAUAAGAUGAUUUUAAGCAAGAAGCUUAUAUUCUCAUAUGUAGAAGAUAGAUUUUUUUAAUCCAUAUAUGAGGCAUGUCUCUCGAUAUAACAAUUUAUGAAUUUUGAAAUGUUACUAUUUAAUGUAUAUUCAUGUAGAGGAAAAGAAACAGUCCAAGUUUGUGUAGAAAUGAGAAUAGUCCAAUGGUUUAUUUGUUUUACAAUGAGUUUUCACUUUAUUACACACUAAGGGGUAUUUGGUAUUAAAAGAAAAAAUGUAAUGGAAAAGAAAUUGAUAAAGAGGAGUAAGGGUAAAGGUAUGAGUUAUUGAUAUUUGGUGUUUGGUAUAACUAUGUAAGGGAAACACUUCUGUACCUUUCUCUUGUUGUUUGGUUUUGAUUAGAACUGUUCAAAAGUGACCCGAUUCGAAAAUUCGAAAUCGAAAGUAAAUUGACUCGAAAAUGUGUCUUUUUUAGGUUUAUCGAAAUACGAUCGGUUGACAACUGAAAAUGGGAAAACUGAACCCAAGCUGUAAUCGAUUUUUCUAACCGACACAUAACCGUUAAUCGAGAUUACCCGAACCUAAUAAUGACCGACCCGAGUCAUAUCCGACCCGAAUCAUGCUCAAAACCGAACUCGAUCCGGUUAAAAUCGACUUAAUCCGAACGAAGUUUAGAUCGAACUGCUGUAAACCUGAAUCAAUUUUUUACAUAGAAG